Messenger RNA from Parnassius apollo (apollo), 795 nucleotides. NCBI's taxonomy places the organism in Eukaryota, Metazoa, Arthropoda, Insecta, Lepidoptera, Papilionidae. The record is from the annotation of a GenBank genome assembly.
AUGACACGGGAGGCGAUAACGCUUAUAUUCAGGGGGGAUUUCAGGAGCGAAGACGAAGAAGAUUCAGAGGAGCGCGAAGGUCACGAUAACAGUGAGCUCACGCUUCCCCGCGCAUUGCGGAUGUUCUUUGAGCCGGAAGAUGACACGCUCGAGGAAGCAAAAGCUGCUGGGCACAUUGAUGUGCUUCAGUUCCAUCCCACCCCUGAACCCUCACAGGUGGACCCUGGUGAACUUCAUGGCCCCUCUAGUUUAUUUGAUUUUAGCUGGAGGAGUUACCCCAGAGAUCCCCUUUCACCUGCUGAGCGUCGGGAACUAUUUUUGGGUCACAGUGGCCCCACGAUUGAACGUACAACAAAUCCUUAUGAUAUAUUCACAAAGAUUUGGGAUACAUCAAUCAUGGGGCACAUUGUUACCCAAACCAAUUUGUACGCCCAGGAGAACGCGGCCAAUUUAUUAAAUUUAGGGCUAAUAGGACCGCGCAGCCGUAUCUCUGAAUGGGUUGAGACAAACAUAGAUGAGAUGUAUAUCUAUUUUGCAAUGAUAUUAGCAAUGGGGGUUCUUUUUAAAUCCAAAAUGGAGGAAUAUUGGUGUAAGGAGGGCAAUAUUUUCACAACACCAUAUUUCUCGUGCUAUAUGUCGCUUAAUAGAUUUCAAUUACUAAAUAGGUGUAUUAAUUUCAACGAUAAUACACUUUUAUCGCCGGAUCUAUCGCCAAAAGAGAGAAAAUUAUUCAAAAUAGCACCACUUGUAGCUCACUUGAAUUUCAAAUUUUCAGCUUUAUUUAACCUCCACUAA